AUGCGUAUUCAUGCGACGCUGCUAAUCCAUGCAGUAACGGAGCGUGCUGCGGAGCAAGUGGCUAUUGUGGUUAUGGCGACACAUACUGCGGCGCUGGAUGUGUGUCUAACUGCGAUGCAACCGCCUAGUGCGAGCAACUGUGUUCUGGACCCGAAGCCUCUAGGUGGUGCUGCAGCUGUCGACGUGCUGUCGAACAAAGUCAUCGGAUAUUACGAGUCUUGGAUGGCCCGGAAGGACUGCCACAAAGUCGCUCCUACCGACCUACCAUGUACGAUAUCUUGA
Messenger RNA from Penicillium soppii, 282 nucleotides. RefSeq lists its product as uncharacterized. Bases 1 to 282 code for a protein of 93 amino acids. Lineage: Eukaryota; Fungi; Ascomycota; Eurotiomycetes; Eurotiales; Aspergillaceae. The transcript is spliced from 2 exons. The record is from RefSeq and is a predicted model, not a curated record.